UAGGAACUUAAUUUAUUCAAAACAGCACAGCCCAUACAGAUCAGAAUAAAACAUUAGCCGUUCGCGGCUUUGGGAAAUUUUACUUGCUUCAGGGGCCACAACUGUAGAUUAUUCCACAAGGGCUGCAACUGUGAAAAUCAAUUCUCAAUGUUAAAACUAUCAGAAAGGGGAGCAACUAGUACAGACUUUCUCUAGGGUUGAAUAAGAAAUAAACAAUCCUGCAUGAGAAAAUGUCAAGAGCUGAAAGUACAAACACGCCAACAGACAAAGAGACCAAACCAAAACAUCGGCCAUCUCGAACGCCAACCGGCCUGCCUGGAGACGAACCAAAACCACGCAAGAGGAAGAACCGCGAGAAACUGGGGGAGGUGGUCGACUCGCUCCUGGUUCCGGAGCACAAGGCUGCCCGGAGGAUCAUCCGGAGAUCCCAGAAACGGCAUCCGGCGGUGGCCACGAAGAACAACAUGACGCUGUAUGAGAGAAUCAUCGCUUACAGACAGCUGAAAGAGAAGGGGAGCAACGGUAGCACGGAAAGCGAGAGUAACGGCCGCUCGACAGAGGAUGAGUUCAAACCCCUUGAGCGGAGCGAGACUGGGUGGGGAAGUGUCGAUAUUUCCCAAUACACCAACGUUAAAGACGAAGAAGAAGAGCGAAGAUCGCCGACCCCGCUACCGACACUGACCGAUGACGUCAGAGCUAUCCGGAAGCAGAAUGGCUCGGAUCCAAAGCUGACAGCACGGGAUGUUCACGUCCAGCUUGAUGACGAUAAGCUACAGAAGAAGGAGCCUCUGCCACCAGUCCGCAGUGCCACACCCCCAAAGAAAAAGUCGCCCUCGCCGACCAGAGAAAGAUCCAAUAGCCACAACUCGGACCUCAACCGACACUCGGUCCUUCCACCAAUCACAGACUCGCGCCAAGAAAAGCGGCACUACUCCGAUAAACAGGAAGUGAAGCACACUUCUGAGAAGGAGCAUUACGCUGUGGACAACAGACGCAAUGAAACAGCGGUCAUCACUGCUACUGCCGCUGUUGCUCGAAGCGACAAGGUCGUUGAGAAUACACACGUAGAAGAGAAAGUCCACAAAGUAGAGAAAAAUAAGGCCGAUAAAAGAGAUGACGUUACGAAUAGCGAGAAAACGAUACAUAAAGUAGAUAGAGAUGAGAGAAGCCAUUCCAAUAGUAAAGAUGUAAAAUCCGAGAAAUACUACGAAGAAAAGAGAAUAAAUGACGAUGAUGUAAAGCGUGUAAACAAAGAAACGCAUAAUGAGAAGUAUGAUGUCAGAAGCAAUCACGAGGAAAAGAAAAGUAUAACAAACAAAGAAAAUUAUGUUGAGAGAAAUGACGUCAAGAACAAUCGUGAAGAUAAGAGAACCGAUGUGUAUGUUACAAACGAGACCAUAAUUGAUGUAAGUAAAACAGAAUCAAAGAAAGAAAAAGUAAAAGAUGACAGGAGAUCUGACAGUAGAUCCAACAUACGAGAGGUCGAGAAAAAGAAAGAAAUAUUAAAAGACGAAAGAAGAUCGGAUAGUAGAAGUAAAGUACGUGAAGUCGAUCGGAGAGAUAGUCGUGAGAUAGUUGCUGAGGUAAGAAGUCGGGAACGGGACGUGGAACGCAGGGAUAGCAGAGAGGACGUCAGAGAGAGUCGAAGUCACGUCAGAGAUAGUCGAAGUCACGUCCGUGACGUUGAGAGAACAGAGAAGAGCCGUGAUACAGAUAGUAGAGAUAGGAAACGUGACGAUAAACGGGAGUACAAAGAAGAAGUUGUGAAGAGCAGCAGUCACGUUCGUAAGGAGGAAAGAAGAAACAGUAGAGAGAAGGAUUUUGUGGAAGUAGCUGUAGACAAAGUCAAGAGGUCACACAGGGAUGACACCCCGGACAGAUCACCACCAAGAAAGCAAACACCCAGGCGAUCACCAACACCCGAGAAAAGGCGAACACCACAAAGACGAUCGCCUACACCAGAGAAAAGGCGAACACCACAAAGACGAUCGCCUACACCUGAGAGAAAGCGAACACCUCCAAGACGGUCUCCGACUCCGGAGAAAAGACGGAAAUCCCCGCGGCGGUCCCCGACACCGCAGAGAAAGAGAACACCCCAAAGACGAUCUCCUACACCAGAAAAAAGGCGAACCCCCCAAAGAAGAUCACCAACACCAGAAAGAAGGAGGACACCAAAAAGAUCACCAACACCUGAGAAAAAGCGAACACCUCAAAGAAGAUCCCCAACACCAGAAAGAAAACGAACACCACCUAGAAGAUCCCCAACACCCCAAAAGAGACGAACCCCUCCUAGACGAUCACCUUCCCCUCAAAGAAGAUCAGCCACCCCGCAAAAAAGACAAUCACCAGACAGGAAAAGAACGCCCCCGAAAAGGUCACCCUCACCUCGCGAAAAAACCCCACCUCCGAAAAAAUACCCACCUUUACCACAGAUCCCUUCGCAGAAAUCAACCGAAAAACCAAGAAAAAAAUCUCUCUCCCCCGAACCGCAAAAAUCCGAUCGACAGAAACCGCAAAGACGUAGCCCUGAGCCAGAUAGAUCCCUAUCUCCCCCACCAAGAAAACAAGCAACACCGCCUAAACAUGAAACACCACGAGAUUCAGUUCCACAAAAAGCUAAAAACCGCCCAGAUGAACCUAUCAUCGAAAAAGCCGCAGCAGCUGCCGCUAAAGCAAGCCUACCCGAUAAACCUAACAAACCGAAACCGGAAGAUAAAAAAGCUCAACCGGCGCGCCAAAGUCCGGCACGCCAAACGUCAUUGGAUGACGAAAUCAAGCGGUUAGAUGAAAUGUUGGAUCGGGAUCUAAACGACAUUAUCCAAUCAGUUAGCAAAAAACCAGAAAAAGGAAAAGAAAAAAAUGAAGACGAUAAAUUAAAAGACAAAAUUUUAGAUCCAGGGUUUCAAGCGGAAAUGGACAAGUAUUUUCGUGACAUUUAAAAUUGGCGCACAAAUUGUUUUGAUCAUGUAUUAUCUAAGACACUGUGUAGUAGUUUUGAUAAGGAGGAUAACAUUUUUUAUACCUAACUUAUUGUAACCAUGUUAAUCAUUGAAUACAUUUUAUCAAUAAUAUUUUAUAUACAAAGGAUAUACUGCUAAAAACAAAAAUAAUCUAAACCAGAUUAAGUUUUAACAUACAAUAUAUUUAUCUUUUCUUUUGGUUGCAAUUAGAUUGUAAGUGAUAAUUAUGCAAAGUGGACUGUUUUGAACAUGCUGUAUAGAGAAGUGAUGCCUGAAACAAAAUGUUUACUUGGUCUGCAUUAGUUCGCUUGAGUAUUAAUAAACAUCAUGUUAAUGUUUAUGUAAACUUUUACAUGCCAAAUUUUAUUAUAUUAAACAAUCAAAUGUUAUUUUAUAAAAAA
Physella acuta is the source of this 3361-nucleotide messenger RNA. Its product is annotated as serine/arginine repetitive matrix protein 1-like. NCBI's taxonomy places the organism in Eukaryota, Metazoa, Mollusca, Gastropoda, Physidae. The record is from RefSeq and is a predicted model, not a curated record.